GGCGCCAGGCAGAGUUGUUCCGACCCUGGUCCCGAAGACGUGAGGAGGUGAGGCAAGGGCGGCCUCCGAGGGGCCGGCGGGCGUACGGGCGGCGCGGAGCCGCGGGCCGUGCCGGGGGUGUCGGCGCUGGGGGUGGAUGUGAGAAGAGAAGUUUUGAACUGAAAUGGAGGUCAGAGCUUCAUUACAGAAGGUUACUGGGUCAUCGGAUCCUGUGGCUACACAAAACAGCGAAGAAUUUGUUUUGGUUUCUCAGCAUGCAGAUGAUACAUCUACAAAAGAUGAUGAAAAACCUCAACUGAAGAUUAUUUCUAAUGGUGAUGAACAAUUGGAAAAAGCCAUGGAAGAGAUUUUAAGAGAUUCUGAGAAAGGGCAAAGCAGGCUUGUUGAUUGCCAAGAUUGCAGUGAAAUUUCAGACCGUUCACUUGGAAAUGUUUCAGUCAGCCAAACAAAUAAGCCAUCUCUUCAUUUAAUUUUGGAUCCAUCGAAUAUUGAAAUUUCUACACCUAGACCAUCUUCUCCAAGUGAAUUACCUGAAGAAGAGAGCGUUUUAUUUAACAAACUGACCUACUUAGGGUGUAUGAAGGUUUCUUCCCCACGUAAUGAAGUGGAGGCCUUACGUGCAAUGUCAACUAUGAAAUCUUCCAGUCAGUACCCCUUUCCUGUUACUUUGUAUGUGCCAAAUGUGCCAGAAGGUUCUGUGAGAAUCAUAGACCAAUCCAACAAUAUGGAGAUAGCUUCUUUUCCAAUCUAUAAAGUGUUAUUCUGUGCACGUGGACAUGAUGGGACAGCAGAGAGCAACUGCUUUGCAUUUACCGAGAGUUCCCAUGGAUCAGAAGAUUUUCAGAUACAUAUUUUCACCUGUGAAAUUAAAGAGGCAGUAAGCAGAAUUUUAUAUAGUUUCUCUACAGCAUUCAAACGUUCUUCUAGACAAGUGUCUGAUGUUAAAGACUCAAUUAUUCCUGUCCCUGACAGUGAUGUAUUUACCUUCAGUGUCUCCUUGGAGGUGAAAGAAGAUGAUGGAAAAGGAAACUUUAGUCCCGUACCUAAGGAUAGAGAUAAAUUUUAUUUCAAAAUAAAACAGGGAAUAGAGAAGAAGGUUGUGAUUACAGUGAGGCAACUUUCUAACAAAGAAUUAGCUAUUGAAAGAUGUUUUGGAAUGUUAUUAAGCCCAGGUCGAAACGUGAAGAACAGUGACAUGCAUUUACUGGAUAUGGAAUCCAUGGGAAAGAGCUAUGAUGGCAGAGCUUACGUUAUCACUGGCAUGUGGAAUCCCAAUGUACCAAUAUUUUUGGCACUUAAUGAAGAAACCCCCAAAGAUAAACGCGUGUACAUGACUGUGGCAGUGGAUAUGGUAGUCACUGAGGUGGUGGAGCCUGUUCGCUUUCUCCUGGAAACAGUAGUACGCGUGUACCCUGCAAAUGAGCGAUUUUGGUAUUUCAGCAGAAAGACUUUUACAGAGACUUUCUUCAUGAGGUUGAAACAGUCCGAGGGAAAAUGCCAUAGCAGUGCUGGAGAUGCAAUAUAUGAAGUGGUGAGUCUGCAGCGAGAGUCUGAGAAGGAGGAGCCAAUCACUCCUACUAGUGGAGGGGGUCCAUUGUCACCCCAGGAGGAUGAAGCAGAAGAGGAGAGUGAUAAUGAACUCUCAAGUGGAACAGGAGAUGUAUCUAAGGAUUGUCCUGAGAAAAUCCUGUAUUCCUGGGGAGAACUGCUAGGAAGAUGGCACAGUAACCUUGGUGCACGACCAAAAGGGCUGUCCACUCUGGUGAAGAGUGGCGUUCCCGAAGCAUUGAGGGCAGAGGUGUGGCAGCUGUUAGCUGACUGCCAUGACAACCAGGCAAUGCUGGAGAGAUACCGACUUCUUAUCACAAAGGACUCAGCCCAGGAGAGUGUUAUUACUCGAGAUAUCCAUCGUACAUUUCCUGCACAUGAUUACUUUAAAGAUACUGGAGGAGAUGGCCAGGAAUCGCUUUACAAGAUCUGCAAAGCCUACUCUGUCUACGAUGAGGACAUUGGGUACUGUCAAGGACAGUCUUUUCUUGCUGCUGUAUUGCUGCUGCAUAUGCCAGAGGAACAAGCAUUCUGUGUUUUGGUGAAAAUCAUGUAUGACUAUGGUUUACGAGACCUCUACAAAAACAACUUUGAAGAUCUUCAUUGCAAAUUCUAUCAGUUGGAGAGACUAAUGCAGGAGCAGUUACCGGACCUGCACAACCAUUUUUGUGAUCUGAACCUGGAAGCUCAUAUGUAUGCAUCGCAGUGGUUUCUUACUCUUUUCACUGCCAAGUUCCCACUCUGCAUGGUCUUCCACAUCAUUGACUUACUGCUUUGUGAGGGUUUGAACAUAAUCUUUCAUGUAGCCUUGGCUCUCCUAAAGACCUCAAAGGAAGAUCUUCUGCAGGCUGAUUUUGAAGGUGCUUUAAAGUUUUUCAGAGUUCAGCUUCCAAAGAGAUACAGGGCAGAGGAAAAUGCAAGAAGAUUGAUGGAGCAAGCUUGCAACAUUAAGGUACCAACCAAGAAGCUGAAGAAAUAUGAGAAAGAAUAUCAGACAAUGCGGGAGAGCCAGCUGCAGCAGGAAGACCCAAUGGAUAGAUACAAGAGGGAGAACCGCAGAUUACAGGAGGCCAGCAUGAGGUUAGAACAAGAGAAUGAUGACCUCGCCCACGAACUCGUAACCAGCAAAAUUGCUCUGCGGAAUGACUUGGAUCAGGCAGAAGACAAGGCAGAUGUGUUGAAUAAGGAGCUUCUCUUGACCAAACAGAGGCUGGUGGAAACCGAGGAAGAGAAGAGGAAGCAAGAGGGAGAGACUGCCCAGCUAAAAGAAGUCUUUAGGAAACAGCUAGAAAAGGCAGAAUAUGAAAUAAAGAAGACCACAGCUAUCAUUGCUGAGUAUAAACAGAUCUGUUCCCAGUUAAGUACCAGGCUGGAGAAACAGCAGGCAUCCAGCAAGGAGGAGCUGGAAGUGGUAAAGGGUAAAAUGAUGGCGUGUAAACACUGCAGUGACAUUUUCAGCAAGGAGGGCACUUUGAAACUAGCAGCCACAAGCAGAGAGGACCAGGGACUCGAACUGGAUGACGAGAAGGACUCACUCAAGAAGCAGCUGAGGGAGAUGGAGCUGGAAUUGGCACAAACCAAACUGCAGCUGGUGGAGGCCAAGUGUAAGAUCCAGGAACUUGAACAUCAGAGAGGAGCCCUUAUGAAUGAAAUCCAAGCUGCCAAAAACUCUUGGUUUAGCAAAACCCUGAACUCUAUCAAAACGGCCACGGGCACCCAGCCACUGCAGCUGCCACAGGUGACCCAGCCACCCAAGGAGAGCACAUAGUUCUCGCCGCACCCAAGCACAACAGUCAGAGCGACGGAAACCCAGUAGGCUUCUCCCUGGUGUCCCCUGUGAAGGAAAAUAAAGCAGGCCAGAAAGCAAGCCAGAAUCUUUUGCAUAGCUCUCACUCUUUCUUGUAUGACACUUUUCAAAGGGAUGUUAUUUAAACUGAUCUGAUUUGUGUUGAAUACCCGUUUCAAGCUUCUUCAUGGAAGGCUGUGUUCAGAUCCAUCAUGGUAUUAUAUUAUUUUAUAUGCCUGAUGUUUAGUUGAAAAUAAGUGAUUUAGAACUAAAUGCUUUUUAUUUAGAACUAAUUAUUCAUAAUUAUUUUUAUCGUACAUAAAAAUGGAGAUGUCUUCUAUUCCAAGGUUAAAGUGACAGGAAGAUAUUUGUCAUAGAAAAAAAAAAGACUGAAACCUAAACUUCUUAACUUUUCAGAAUUUAUUCUGAUAAAGCACACUGUGGGGCCAGUCAUGACCACUAUUAGGUUUCCUCCUGAAACUGAUUCCCUGGAUAGUGAUAAUCAUGUCACAGGAAAGAACAGACCUAGGACUGAGCAGUCUCCCAAGAGAAUUAGUUUAUUUUCAUUUCCCGUUGGGUACAUCUGGAAAUGAAAUACCAAGAAUCAUGGAAUAAGAUAGGCUGUUGAUAAAAAGAACUAGAUUUUGAUAAACACAGGAUAAAAUAAGUCAUUUUAGCCCUGGAAUUCUAACACAUUCUUUUAAGAACUCUGCCUGGUAAUUGCAAGCUCCUUUAGUAUGAGCACAGUUGUGACUUCUGGCAAAACCUAAAGUCAGAAGUGGAUAUUCCAAGUUGCAGUGUUAGGGAACCUUCACCAGGGAAGCCUAGCAAGGCCCAGGUUCAGCCAUUGUGCUUAGGCUAGAAUUCAGAACCAGGGACAGGGUAUUUCAUUGAAUGUUGACAUACACUUGCUUAAGAAAACACUAACAUACUGUACCUUUGUUAAAGUUAUGAAAUAGGAACUAGAUAGAGGUCAGCUUCACAUCAUCUUAAUAUACUGUUAGGCAACUUUUCCUGAUUUCUAGCUCCCUAAAAAUGUGUCCUUGGUCCCUCUAGGUGAAAAGAGGCAAAUGCAUUUGUAACAUUUUUGAUUGACUAUGAAAUCUUUAUAGAAAUACCUAUCUCAUGGAAAGGUAAAGCUGUUGUUUAAAAGUUGAUGGAAAUAUUUUUUUCAAUUAUAGUUAACAUGUCUAUAUAAAUAGUCCUUGCAGGGAAUCCUCUGGUAAGGGCAAAUCUAAUUUUUCCAUUUUCUAAGCUCUUUUGGAGGCCUUUGGUCCUUUGAUGCCUACCAAACUACUGUCUGCUAUGUACAGUAACAUUUAUUGUGAAUCUCAUCCUUGGCUUCAUUGUUGAACAUAUUAUUUGCAAAGGAUCUUAAACUCUGUAGUACCAUUGUGAUUCUCAUCUGUGCCAUAUGUUGCAAUUAAAAGUAACACACUCUUGCAAGUAAAUAAGAGCUGCCUCAAAUCCAGGAGCUUGCACUACAAGUUGCUCAUGGUGGAUCCUUCCCUCUCUAAAAAGUGAAGCCCCCUGCACUGGUAAGUGUUCAUAUCAUUACAGCUCAUAAAACUGAUGGGGUUUUUUCUUAUCCUUUGUUACACUCAUCAAAUAAUACUUUCUUACAGAAUUCGCUUUUUUGUUGUUAUUCUGAUACCUUUCAUCAUAAUAUUCAUUUCCUUUUACUAAAAAAGGAAAAUAAUCCAUCAUUCCAAGGGUCUCUGUUAAUGUAAAGAUUCCCUACAUAGUGGUUUAGUAAAGCUAAUAUAUAUAUGAUAUAUAUCAUAUAUAUUAGUAUAAUGGCUAGAAAAUUGCAUUGGUACUUAUUUCUGUAAAUCAUUUAGUAUAAUUUGUUGGCUUUACUGGUACUUUAUGCUUUGAUUUCAAGAAGCCUUGUACAAGUUGCCUUAUCAAAUGGCCAGCUAAAUUAAAAAGGUUCUUUUAUGUUUUGUGCAUCUCA
Molecule: messenger RNA, 5291 nt
Organism: Manis javanica (Malayan pangolin)
Lineage: Eukaryota; Metazoa; Chordata; Mammalia; Pholidota; Manidae
Gene: RABGAP1L
Product: RAB GTPase activating protein 1 like
Biological process (GO): regulation of GTPase activity
Molecular function (GO): small GTPase binding; GTPase activator activity
Source: RefSeq, a predicted model, not a curated record